Thalassophryne amazonica is the source of this 3897-nucleotide messenger RNA. It is a transcript of the gene zdhhc21, whose product is annotated as zinc finger DHHC-type palmitoyltransferase 21. Bases 94 to 891 code for a protein of 265 amino acids. Gene Ontology annotation, molecular function: protein-cysteine S-palmitoyltransferase activity. The record is from RefSeq and is a predicted model, not a curated record. NCBI's taxonomy places the organism in Eukaryota, Metazoa, Chordata, Actinopteri, Batrachoidiformes, Batrachoididae. The transcript has 8 exons. Gene Ontology annotation, biological process: protein targeting to membrane; peptidyl-L-cysteine S-palmitoylation. Gene Ontology annotation, cellular component: endoplasmic reticulum; Golgi apparatus.
CUUGUAUUGCGGUUGGUGGACAGACUGGUCCUGCCAGAUGAGGAAGUGAAUUGAAAGGCGGCUGAAUAACACCGUCAAAAAUACCCGGGAGCCAUGAAGUUUCGAUUGCACUUCGUGGUGGACCCCACGGGCUGGCUGUGCGUAAGCGCGGUAUUUGCGAUCUGGCUCUACAACACCCUCUUUGUACCAAAACUGAUUCUGCUUCCGCAUUAUAAUGAAGGACACAUCUGCUGGGUUACAGUUGCCGGUUAUUACAUAGCAUCAGCACUAUGCAUAGUGGCACUUUUCAGAGCUUCCACAGCAGAUCCCGGCCGUCUUCCCGUGGACCCUCACAUACCUCACUCUGAGAGAGAGCAUUGGGAGUUGUGCAACAAGUGCAACUUAAUGAGACCUAAGAGGUCCCACCACUGCAGUCGCUGUGGCCACUGUGUGCGCAGAAUGGACCACCACUGUCCUUGGAUCAAUAACUGCGUGGGAGAAGACAACCACUGGCUCUUCCUGCAGCUCUGUUUCUACACUCAGGUGCUCAGUUUGUUCACUCUUGCGCUGGACUUCUGUCAGUACUACUACUUCCAGCCACUGACGCUACUCGAUCAGGCCAAGUUUACAACUCGCCAUGAACUGGCUCUGCUGCGGAUUUCAGCGGUCAUGGGAGUGAUCAUGUUCGGUGGCAUGAGCAGUUUGUUUUACACUCAAUUGACGGGCAUCCUGUCUGACACGACAACCAUUGAAAAAAUGGCCUUGUUCUCAAAUGAAAUAUACGGCUCAAAGAGAUCAUGGCAGUGGGCUUUGGCUGAAGUGUGCGGCACCCGCUGGAAACUCCUGUGGUUCAUCCCGCUACGUAGCAGACAGUCGCUCCAAGUCGGCCAGCAGUUUCGCACCCAUGUGUAGCUGAGCUGUAGCGGUCAGCGCUGUACAUACACCUGCUCGCCUUCACCGUCCUCUUCUGUGCUGCAGCAUCCCUCGUUUGUCAGUGGACACCCAAACGGUUUCUCUCAGCAAAACCGAGACUGGCACUAAAAAAGCUCAAGACCUAUUGGGAAUGAUAUGAUUUAUUUUAAACUCACUGUGAUUGCUACUUUUAGCAUCUGGGAAGCACGUUUCGUGGCUAAUUGCGUCAGACGGAUGGAAGUCUUCACCUCAUUCAAAAGCAGCUACUGAAAUGGACCCCUCUCAGGUUUCUUUAAUAAAGAGCUUUUACUACUGACCUUUAAACCGCUACAGACAGAACAAGGAUCAUGUUGGUGUGUCGAAUAGAAAGGCAUUUUUUGUGUGUUUUGUAUGAAGUUUGUUGCCUUCUUUCUUUUAAAUGUUGCUGUUUUUAUUUGUUAAGCAGCUGCUUUUUUUGUUAUAUGUUGUCUGGUUAAUUUUAACAUUGUCAAAGGGAAGUUGAAUGUGGACAUACCUGUUGUUUAGGGGCGGGGUCAGGCACCCCCUAAUAGGCAGGUCCCCAUUGUGGUCUACAACGCAGUCAGUCUUUUAGCGUUGGGUAUCUUCCCGUCAGAGUCCAAUAUGACCAUUUUUGUCUACAUGAGUAGUGUAGGUGUUCGAUGUCAAGACUUGCCCACAAUUAUGGCUCAAACCCAGCAACCCUUCGUUUAUUGAACAGCCCACUUGUGUAAAUUGCAGCUGCAGUACUUUAAUUAGGGAAAGAUGAAAAUACAAAUGCUAUUGCCUACUGAGGUGGCUUGCUAUUUGUAAUCAAUGGAGUCAACAAAGCAUUGGCAAUCGAUUGGGUCUUACGAAGCCACCAUCUGAUCCUGUGUUCUCUGGUCCAAUUGCCCCAACUGAUCCUGGUCUUGAUCCUCUGCACUGGCUUUAGACACCCCAAUCUGUUAUCUCUGAUAAUCAUUUGAUGAUCAAUGAAUGUUUAAUUGUUUUUGUUACUAUUCCUAUUUUUGCACUGCUCUAUGAAAAUCAAAUCUGCAGAGUUUUAUGAAAACUUAGUCGAAUGUUUGCGGAUGAUACCUUUAUGACUUUGCCAUCUAAUAGAAAUUAAAAUGAUCAGUUGGGCUGUACAUGCAGCUUUUUGAUCAAAUUAUUUUCAUUCAAACAUUACAGUUACCACAACUUGUAGAUGAAGGUUGUUAGUCAUCCAGAUAGAUGAUGGCAAGACGUUUACAACAGCUAGCCUUUUGUUGGUCUUAAGUGACUUCUUCAGUUCUUGAAGGUGUCUAAAGAAGAACUAAAGAAGUCACUUGGAUGAGUGAAGAAACAUCUUGAAGCCCAUCAAGAAGUCCAGUUGCUGGAGAAUAAAUUUCAAGCUACUCUAUCCUCUUGUAAGGUCUAUAUACAACUUUAGCAGUAAUACAGAAUAUUGAGUGUCACUUUACAAUUUAUGUUUAGUCGAUUCUGACAACAUUUUAUGUCCUUAAUAAUAUGGUGUUAAGAUCUCUUCUAUGAAAUUUUGUGCUUCCACUGUCUUUAGUUAGGUCGCGAUUCAUGAACAAAUGGCUUGUAACAUUGUGAAUAAUGGUGAACUUGAAAUUAUUUUGUUUUGUUUGUUUUUAUCGAAUUACUUGAUCAGAUCUCAACAUGAUUGUCAUUUUGGUUUGCUGAACCAAUAUGUCAGCAACUCCAGUUGGGAAUAUCACAAUAUCCAAGUAGAUGUAAGUGCCUAAGGAUUUUUUUUUUUUUUUUUUUUUUUUCGGUCUCGCAAUAUUCAUUUUAAUACUAGCCAAAGAAUCAAAAAUGUUGCAAUAAUUUUUUAAAUCUUUGUUUCACCCCUUUAAAUUUGUACUUUAUCAAACCAGAUUGGUCGCAUUUACACACUGAUUUGGUAUUGGAGGACUUCAUUAGCACAAAAUCUCUUUCAACCAAGUAAAUAUUUGUUGAACUUGAUAUUUUUAUUGUUAUCUGGAGUGUAAGUUGCACCUUUUUCUGUAUUACCAGCUCAUUAAUUUGGGAUUUCUGUGCAUUGUGUACUUGUCAUUGUUGGUAUUUCUUCAUUUAUUAUUGGGGUUUAUUUUGUUUAGUGCUUUGAUUCCUACGCAAGACCUGUUUAAAUAGUGACUGUAAUUAUCAUCAAUAACAAAUUCAGUUCUUUUAAUAUAAGUAGCAGGGCCUCCCAAAUGCUUAAAAAACAAAAAAAAAAAACUGCGACUUACACUCUGGAAAAUACAGGUAAUUGAUAUGUUUGGGGUUUUUUUUAUAAGCUUGCUAAAAUUCAUAGGUGGGCACGAGUAAUAUUGCUCAUUUGAUUUUAUAACUGGUUAAGGUUUCUUGAUGGUCCUUUAUAUGAUAUGUUUUGUGUCAUGAUUAAUGAUAUAUCCCGAUGUCACUGGCACAAAAAGAUGGAUUACAGUUAAGUUGCAUUCACAAUCUGCAUUUAUAAAAGCAGUAAUCAUUGUACAUCAUGCAACCAUUAUGUUUCAGCAUAGUUCAAAUCAGAUAUGUUUCGUAGAGAAUAUAAACCCCGGAUGUUUGCAUUUCAUCCAUUUCUUGCUAUGGAUAUGACUGGAGUAAACACUUGGAAGAACCUCAGUAACUUCAGCCAGACAUGAUACUCCUAUAUUUGCUUUUUUCACCAUAUGUUCUCUUUUAGCAUUUAAUCAAGAGUUGAACAAAAGCUGUGCGCACUUCUUUACAGCAAUUUUUGUGUCUGUUUUGAUCUUUUAUUUAUAUAUAUAUAUCCCUUGUGCCACCUCAGUUGUGCUUUUGGUACACAUUCAAAUGGGACUAUAAGUUUAGUUUAACUUUUACAUUGAAAUAUCAUGCACUGGAACAUUUGUGAAAUAAAGUAAUGUUGUACUAAAUAGGUUAGCUAAUUUAUUUCUGUUAAGGAAGUGCAUUACAUAUAUCGCUUCUUGAACACAUAAAAUUGUAUUUGUUGUGACCAUAGAGGUUAUAGUUGCAGAUAUUCAUAUUCUAAUAAAGUGUAUUCUGGAAAAGACUGGG